Myotis lucifugus (little brown bat) is the source of this 1521-nucleotide messenger RNA. It is a transcript of the gene USB1, whose product is annotated as U6 snRNA biogenesis phosphodiesterase 1. Gene Ontology annotation, biological process: U6 snRNA 3'-end processing. Gene Ontology annotation, molecular function: 3'-5'-RNA exonuclease activity. Bases 304 to 948 code for a protein of 214 amino acids. Gene Ontology annotation, cellular component: nucleus. The record is from RefSeq and is a predicted model, not a curated record. The transcript has 6 exons. NCBI's taxonomy places the organism in Eukaryota, Metazoa, Chordata, Mammalia, Chiroptera, Vespertilionidae.
CUCCAGCUCAGUCUGCCCCUUUAAGGAAGGUGACAUCUGAGCCACACAAUGCUGCCUGCUCCCUGCUGAGGUCUGGCUCUGAGUCGCUGGGAGACCCCAGUGAGACAAUCCUGGGGGGAGAGCUUGGCAGUUGUCUAGACGCGGCUUGCAGCACCUGGUGGAAACAGAUGCACGGUCCCCCUGUACGGAGGUAGAGGAUGCUCCGAGGACACAAGUGCUCAUUUUCUUUUUCUUUUUCUCUCUUGCAGUGUCCAGAGCCCCCUUCCCAGCCAGAGGCUGCCAGUGCCGGACAGUGUGCUGCACAUGUUCGCAGGCACCGAAGAGGGCCCGGAGGAUGACAGUGCAAAGCAUGGGGGCCGGGUGCGCACCUUCCCCCACGAACGGGGCAACUGGGCCACCCAUGUCUACGUCCCGUAUGAAGCCAGGGAGGAGUUCCCGGACCUGCUUGACGCGUUGCUGCCCCACGCCCAGACCUGCGUGCCCCGGCUGGUGAGGAUGGAGGCCUUCCACCUCAGCCUGUCCCAGAGUGUGGUCCUGCGGCACCACUGGAUCCUCCCCUUCGUGCAGGCCCUGAAAGAGCGCCUGGCCUCCCGCCAGAGAUUCUGCUUUACAGCCGACCGGGUAAAGAUUUAUACCAAUGAAGAGAAAACCAGGACCUUUGUUGGGCUGGAGGUCACCUCUGGCCACGCCCAGUUCCUGGACCUGGUUUCAGAGGUGGACAGAGUCAUGGAGGAGUUUGACCUCACCACUUUCUACAAGGACCCUUCCUUCCACAUCAGCCUGGCCUGGUGCGUGGGUGAUGCUCGUCUCCAGCUGGAAGGCCAGUGCCUGAGGGAGCUGCAGGAAAUCGUGGACGAGUUCGAAGACUCCGAGAUGCUGCUGCGCGUGCACGCCGAGCAGGUCCGCUGCAAGUCCGGGAACAAGUUCUUCUCGAUGCCUUUGAAGUGAGCGCCAGAGGCCCUCCUCGUCCCAGGUCCCACCGCAAGCCAGGCAGAGGUGGAGGAGGCUGCGCAAGCCGGCCUGGGAGGCCUGGUGGUCCCCGGGCCUGGUCCUCUCCCGGCCCUUUUGGGUUGCAGGUCCAGUGCCGCUGUGUUGUGGUCGUUCCCAAAAACCACCAGUAGAGGGCAGACCGGGCUCCCUAGUUCUAGAUCUGUGGUUUUUAUGCAAAAAUAUAGAGAAAAAUGGGGUCACCCGGUGAGCCCACCCAUACUCAGCCAGAAUCCCCACUGUAGUCCCGCCAACAAAUGGCCCCUCUCCCCACUCCCUACCCCCACCCCCGCACACACACACACACCCCACAGCUUCCUCAGCUGUUUGCACUGCGAUGCCCUUGGCUUCAGACCAGCCUUUUCAAAACCAUGUGUCCUGGCUCAUCCCUGCUCAAGCCAGGACGUAGGGUCCUUCAAGGGGUCUGUCACUCUCCCUCGCUGAAGCCUGUCCCUUUAUUGCUAGUCCCAGCCCCUCCUACGCCAGCGAAGGCCAUGUCGGGGCCAAGGCACAGGGUGCUAAUUUGAGGUUCAG